Messenger RNA from Emys orbicularis (European pond turtle), 1473 nucleotides. It is a transcript of the gene MECP2, whose product is annotated as methyl-CpG binding protein 2. The transcript is spliced from 3 exons. The coding region runs from base 1 to 1473 and encodes 490 amino acids. Gene Ontology annotation, biological process: negative regulation of transcription by RNA polymerase II. Gene Ontology annotation, molecular function: chromatin binding; double-stranded methylated DNA binding; methyl-CpG binding. The record is from RefSeq and is a predicted model, not a curated record. Lineage: Eukaryota; Metazoa; Chordata; Testudines; Emydidae. Gene Ontology annotation, cellular component: nucleus; heterochromatin.
AUGGCAGUGGAGGGGCGGGUCCCAUCGCUCCGGGUUUCCUCUCCGGCUCGGUCUAUUCCCCCCCCGCCCCCCCUCAUUCCCCGCGGGUUCUUCGCUGCGAAGAAAAUGGCGGCGGCGCCGAGCGGAGACGAGGAGAGAUUGGAAGAAAAAUGUGAGGACCAGAAUCUGCAGGGCCUCAAAGACAAGUCCCCGAAGGCCAAAAAGAUGAAGAAGGAGAAGCAGAGGGAAGCCGAGCCGGCCGAGGCGGGCAAGGCGGAGACGUCCGAAGGAGCUGGGGCCGCCCCCGCCGCCCCUGAGGCCUCGGCCUCUCCCAAGCAGCGGCGCUCCAUCAUCCGGGACCGCGGCCCCAUGUACGACGACCCCACGCUGCCCGAGGGCUGGACGCGCAAGCUGAAGCAGAGGAAGUCGGGCCGCUCGGCGGGAAAGUACGACGUCUACCUGAUCAACCCCCAGGGUAAGGCCUUCCGCUCCAAGGUGGAGCUUAUCGCUUACUUCGAAAAGGUAGGGGACACCUCCCUGGACCCCAACGAUUUCGACUUCACGGUGACGGGCCGGGGCAGCCCCUCGCGGCGAGAGCAGAGGCCCCCCAAGAAGGCCAAAGCCCAGAAGGGCCCCGGGACGGGGCGUGGGCGGGGCAGGCCCAAGGGCAGCGGCUCGGCCCGGCCCAAGGCGGCUGCCUCGGAGGGCGUGCAGGUCAAGCGGGUGAUCGAGAAGAGCUCCGGCAAGCUGCUGGUCAAGAUGCCGUUCCAGCCGGGGCCGCCGGGGGGCGCCGGAGGGGCGGGGGGCUCAGCCACCACCUCGGCGGCCCCGGGGGCGGGCGGCCGGCGGCCCGGGCGCAAGCGGAAGUCAGAGUCGGACCCCCAGACGCUGCCCAAGAAGCGGGGGCGCAAGCCGGGGGCGGCGGCGGGGCCCGUGGGGCCGGUGGUGGCCGAGGCCAAGAAGAAGGUGGUGAAGGAGCCGUCCUUCCAGGCCGUGCAGGAGACGGUGCUGCCCAUCAAGAAGCGCAAGACCCGCGAGGCCGUGGCCCUGGAGGUGGCCCCACCGCCCCCCGAGCGCAGCCCCAAGGGACCCCGUCCCGGGCGCCGGAGCAAGGAGAGCAGCCCCAAGGGGCGAGGGGGCAACGCCGCCCCCGCCUCCCCCUCCCCCAGCCGGAAGGAGCCACAGCCGCCGCCCCCCCCGCACCAGCCGCCCCCCGAGCCUCUGGCCCGGCCCCCCGCCAGCCCCAAGGACAGCGUGAGCCCUCCCGAGGCUCAGGACUUGAGCAGCAAGGGGCAGCCGGAGAGUGACGGCUGCCCCAAGGAGCCGCCUAAGACUCAGCCGCCCGCUGUGCUCUACAAACACCGAGGGGAAGGGGAGCGCAAAGACGCUGUCUCCACCUCCUCCUCGGCGCCCCCGCCCGCCGCCCUGCCCCGGCCCAGCAGCAGAGACGAGGCGGUGGAUACCAGGACGCCUGUCUCGGAGCGCGUCAGCUGA